Messenger RNA from Camellia sinensis, 1506 nucleotides. NCBI's taxonomy places the organism in Eukaryota, Viridiplantae, Streptophyta, Magnoliopsida, Ericales, Theaceae. The record is from RefSeq and is a predicted model, not a curated record.
AUGGAUGAAAAUAAUCCUUAUAGAAAAGAGUUAAUGCAGAGAGCCUAUGUCAGAAUUGCAAGAUGGAUAUAUGAUACUGGAAUUACAUUUAAUGUAGUCAAUAAUGAAAGUUUUGCACCAAUGAUUGAAGUCAUAGGACAAUUUGGUCCAGGUUUGAAACCACCAAGUUACCACAUGAUACAGAUUCCUUAUCUCAAGAAAGAAGUGGAUCAUGUCCAUAAGUUGAUGAAGAAGCACAAAGAGGAUUGGGCAAAGUAUGGAUGUUCUAUAAUGUGUGAUGGGUGGACGGAUAGGAAGCAUAGAAUUUUGAUUAAUUUCUUGGUGAAUUGUCCUAGAGGAACCAUGUUUCUUGAGUCUAUUGAUGCAUCUAGUUACUCAAAGGAUGCAAACAAGAUUUUUAACUUGCUUGACAAGUUUGUUGACAAAAUUGGAGAAGCUAAUGUGGUCCAAAUUGUCACCGACAGUGCUGCAGCAAAUGUAUUGGCAGGGAAGUUUUUGGAGGCAAAGAGACCUCACUUGUAUUCGACACCUUGUGCAACCCAUUGCUUGGAUUUAAUGUUGGAAGACAUUUUCAAAUUACCCAAUUUUAAGAAGACAUUUGAAAGGGCAAUUGGGACUUUAUCAACAAAGGAACAACUUGGGGAAGAUGUUUACUUCGGAGUGGACCAAAAGCAAAUGGGCGAAGGAGCCGCAGGAAUGGUUGAUGGUGAAGAAAAGCCUCCAAUGGGAUAUAUUUACGAGGCUAUGGAUAGGGCUAAAAAAGCUAUUGCAAAUGCAUUCGAUGGAAAGGAAGAGAAGUAUAAAGAGAUCUUUGAAAUCAUUGAUCAAAGGUGGGACAUUCAAUUGCAUUGCCCUUUGCACGCUGCUGGGUUUUAUUUAAAUCUUAGUUUGUUUUACAAAGAUUCAAAUGUUGCAAAGGACAAAGAAAUCAUGACAGGCCUGUAUCAAUACAAAGAAGUACAAGGGUACCAGCUGAUUUGGUGGAUUUCUUUUAGUCAUGAAACUCCUGAUUUGCAAAAAUUUGCCAUCAAAGUACUUAGUCUUACUUGUAGUUCAUUUGGCUGUGAGAGAAAUUGGAGUGUGUUUGAACAUCUUCACAGCAAAAAAAGAAAUAGGCUGGCUCAAAAACGUCUAAAUGAUUUGGUGUUUGUGAAGUAUAAUAGAGCGUUGAAGCGUCGAUACAUGAAACGUGCCAAUAUUGAUCCCAUCUCUUUGAAAGAUAUUGAUGAGAGCAAUGAAUGGUUGAUUGGGAGGAUGGAGAAUGAGCUUGUGUUUGAUGAUGAUUCUUUGGAAUGGGAUGAUGUUGUUGUAGCUGCUAGAGUUGAGGAGAGUAACCAAAGAACUAGAUCAAGCACAACUAGGACAACACACCAACAACUUGUAGAUGAAGAAGAUGAAUGGGAAGAUGAAGAUGAGGCUGAAGAGGAGGAUGUGGAUGGAUACAAAUCCAAUGAUGAUGAUGAUGGAGGAGAUGAAGUUCUUCAUGUUGAUGAUGAUGUCUAUUAA